Messenger RNA from Conger conger (European conger), 1979 nucleotides. RefSeq names its product protein SCO1 homolog, mitochondrial (gene sco1). Bases 261 to 1196 code for a protein of 311 amino acids. The transcript has 7 exons. The record is from RefSeq and is a predicted model, not a curated record. NCBI's taxonomy places the organism in Eukaryota, Metazoa, Chordata, Actinopteri, Anguilliformes, Congridae. Gene Ontology annotation, biological process: mitochondrial respiratory chain complex IV assembly.
AAAAGCUGAGAGAGGAAGAAAUGCAGAGUGUUACAUCUCACUGUUCAAGGUUUUAUCUGAGAAUUUAAACCGAUCCAGGAACAAUUUAUGGAACGCUGACGCUCAUCUGAACUAUUGCGUACACAGCCCUAGAGCUGAUUCAGGAUCAGUUAUUGGAUCUCACGAUCGAUUUCAUUACUGCCUGCCUCAGAUAACCUUUGCGGUUCUACUUCCGCGUUACCAUUUUUCAUGAAAAAGCGAUGUGACUAGGACACAGCAUCAUGACACUAAGUUUAACGCCAUUAGUUUCUUACCAGAAUUUGAGAUUACGUAUGCUCAGUCGUGUUGUUUCACAAAUUAAUUUAAAUACUCGCAUAUGCACCUUUGGUACGAUUACUCUAACGCCACUGGGGGGAAAUGGGUGUGCAUAUCCAGUUUCCUCGGUCCGCGGAUCACAUGUACCGGUCAACAGGUCCCUGGCGUGCAGGACACUCCAAAAAAGCCCUUUGCGUUACAGCUACAGAUCAGUUAACUCAAUGCCUCCGCCACCAAAGGCUGGAAACAAGGGGAAAAAAAAGGAUGGGCCAGUGACGUGGAAGUCUUUAGCAGUAACGUUUGCGAUCGGUGGAUCGCUCUUGGCUGGGAUGAAGUACUUCAAGAAGGAAAAGGAGGAACUGAUUGAGAGAGAAAAGACAAGGUCUCUGGGGAAGCCUGCUCUUGGAGGUCCCUUUUCGCUGAUUGACCACAACAAAGAGCCAAAGAAGAGUGAAGACUUCCUAGGCCAGUGGAUCCUGAUCUAUUUUGGCUUCACCCACUGUCCAGACAUCUGCCCAGAUGAGCUGGAGAAGAUGAUAGAAGCUGUCGAUGAAAUUGACAGGAUACCAUCUCUGCCAAACCUAACUCCACUGUUCAUUACAAUUGACCCUGAGAGGGACUCACCUGAGGCUAUUUCAACCUAUGUGAAAGAAUUCUCGCCAAAACUGAUUGGUUUGACUGGGACAAAGGAGCAAGUGGAUGCAGUCUCCCGUGUAUACAGAGUGUACUACAGUCAGGGGCCAAAGGACGAGGAUAACGACUACAUUGUGGACCACACCAUCAUCAUGUACCUGGUUGGCCCAGACGGUGAGUUUGUGGAAUAUUUUGGUCAGAAUAAGAGGAGUGCGGAGAUCUCCGGCAGCAUCGCCUCACACAUGCGGAAGUACAAGAAGGGCAAGUAGGACUGGCCAGAGCCUGCUGCUCUGCAACGUGUUUCCUGUGCGCUGUCACGCACUUCCUGUGAGCUCAGAGACUGCACUUACUUGUUUUCAGCCUAUCAAGAAUCACUCUCGCUUAACAUUUUGUUUUAUUCAGUGUGUCUGAAUUGUUGAAAACGGAAAACAUUCCCACCCUCUCUGUGUAUCAGGUACUGGCAGUAGGAUGAUAAUAUUUUGGUUUUAUGAAGUGUGGGCAGGCAGUAGAUUAUAACUUAUUUUCUUUGGUGUGCUUGUGUUUUCCAUUGGAAGAUUUAGAAUACUUGCUGCAGCUGUUUUUGGCAACUCAUGAACAGUACGUUCUGGUUAUGAUGUACUUUUGUUUUGUCAUAUUUCCUUCCAUUUCAAAAUGAUGCAAAUGAUUAUUUUUUACAAAUCAAUCUCACAAAUGAGGAAGGUGCAUGUCUAAAUGGGGUACCCUGUGGACUGUGGCCUUUCAGCAGAAAUGGGCAAUCUUAAGACGUGACAAUGCCUAAAGUGAUUAAUGUUACUGACUUAAUUCUCACUUAUAACUGCAAAACAGCUGAUUGAGCUUUCUUCACAGAUACCCGCACUUCCUGACUUGUGAGAUCUAGUUUUAUAUUCAGAUUUGAGGUAAUUGGUACUAUAGAAUCACAGUUAGGGGGCAACGGGACUAUCCACACAAAAAAAGAACUUGAAACUGACAAAUGCAUUUCUUCCACAAUAAAAAUGAAAUCCAACCAAUGUCAUUUUACUGCAAAAAAUUAAAAAAUAGGCUGCAAUCAUUAA